Trichobilharzia regenti is the source of this 1041-nucleotide messenger RNA. The record is from the annotation of a GenBank genome assembly. Lineage: Eukaryota; Metazoa; Platyhelminthes; Trematoda; Strigeidida; Schistosomatidae.
AUGCCUGGCGGUAAUCCCGAGGCUUGGCCACAUAUCAAGCCAAUAUUCCAGGCUAUUGCAGCCAAAGCCAAGUGUGGAGAGCCUUGUUGUGAUUGGACAGGACCGGGUGGUGCUGGGCAUUUUGUCAAAAUGGUUCAUAAUGGUAUUGAAUAUGGUGAUAUGCAGCUAACAGCAGAGGCCUACCAUUUGAUGCGUACUUUAGGUCAUUUUUCAAACGAUGAAAUAUCCAAAGCUUUCAAAAAAUGGAAUGAAGGUCCAUUGGAAUCUUACCUUAUAGAAAUAACUGGAAAUAUAUUAGCAUACAAAGAGUCGGAUGGUACACACUUAAUUGAUAAAAUAAUGGAUACUGCCGGACAGAAAGGAACUGGCAAAUGGACUGCAAUCUGCGCUCUUGAUCAUGGUGUUCCUGUGACACUUAUAGCUGAGGCUGUAUUUUCACGUAUAUUAUCGUCAAUGAGAUCUGUUCGCUUAGAAGCAUCUAGUGUUUUACAGGGACCGAAGGAUAAACCAUUUAAAUGUUCCACUCCUGAUGAAGCAAAACAGUUAGUCGACGAUAUAUGGAAGGCAUUGUAUGCAUCUAAAAUAGUUUCCUAUGCUCAGGGAUUUAUGCUGUUGCAACAUGCUCAUCAAACUUUUGGUUGGAAACUGGAUCUUGGUGCAAUUGCACUUAUGUGGCGUGGUGGAUGUAUAAUACGCAGCCAAUUUCUUGGAAAUAUAAAAGAAGCCUAUGAACGCAAUCCUAAUCUUAGUAAUUUACUUCUAGACCCAUUCUUCAAACAAAUUAUCGAUGAAUGUCAAAAUGGAUGGCGUCAAGUUGUUUCUCAUGCAGUACUUAAUGGAAUUCCUACACCGGCAUUUAGUUCUGCAUUAACAUUUUACGAUGGAAUAAUAUGUCCUAGUCUACCUGCUAAUUUAUUACAAGCUCAACGUGAUUACUUUGGUGCUCAUCAAUUUGAGAAGAUAGAUAAUCCAGGCGUUUUUGUUCACGCUGAUUGGACUGGUCAUGGAGGUUCUGUAGCUUCUUCUACAUAUCAAGUUUAA